AUGCCAGUGGAAGCACACGGUGCCGUUUAUUCGCCCGGCGGUGGCGGCGUCUACGGUGGAAAUGACGAUCUGCCAAGGGAGGCCGGUGGCGAUCCGGUGUUUGCGGUGCUGCCGAGCCAGGACGUCAAUCCCGACUACUACAUCACGCAGACGGUGUACGGAUUUCUCGACUUCACCACCACCAUCGGCAACACGGUGAUGAUCUUUUCGCCCCAAAGUGCAGCUCCGGUAGUUACAGAACCACCGAAAACAACAGCCGCACCACCGCCGGUGAUCGAGACGACGCCCAGCACGACGACCACCACGGAGGAAGCGGUGCGGGAGAUCAAACCAAGCAAAACGGUCGUCUUACCGGUGCAGCCCAAGGAGAAGGUCAGCAUCGUCCAGGUGCUGCCGGAAACACCAAAACCACCGACCAGCAAACCACCCGGUCCGCUAAAGUUCGUCCCGAAGGCCGUGCCGAAGGUGGCGAUCAAGCCGAUUCUCAAGCCCAAACCGAAGGUGGUCGAGGUGACCCCGGUGAAGGUGGUCGAGCAGGAGCAACAGCAACCGGAACGGUUCAUCGUCAAGCCGGUCCCGAAGUCGGUCAUCAUCAAACCGGUGGCACCGAUCGUGAAGGUUGUCGCGACGAAGGUUGAACCGACGACAACGACGACCACGGAGGAACCACCGGUAGAAUCAGAGGAGGAAGAGGAAGAGGCCACUUCGGAGGAGCAGGAAGUGGAGCCGGAACAGCAUGAGGAGCAACAAGAGGAGGAAGAAGAACAGGACGCCGAAGAACAGCACGAACAAACUGAAGCGGUAGAAGAGGAACCGGAAGCGGAUGAAGAUGAAGCGAAACCGGUUGAAAAGGUGGUACCGGUUGAACCGGUUCAGGUGACCGAAAAACCGAAAACGCUUGUAGUGGAAGCUGUGAAGGAGGUUAUUGCCGAAAAAGUGACCACGACAUCCACGACAACGACGACCACGGAGGAACCGGAGCUGAAGGAAGAGGAACACGAAGAACACUCGCCGAUAAUGUUCUCAAACAUUUCCGAGGACGAAGUGAAGAGCAAGAAGGUGUCCGCCGAGCCAGCGACGCACGAGGAGCAGCAGGACGAGGAUGAGGAGCACGAGCAGGAGGACGACGAAGAGGACGAGGAGGCGGACGAGCCGGUGCCGGUGCUGCAGAUCGGCAACAACAUCGGCGAGCCGGAGUACGACUUCCUCUCGCGCCAACCGUCCGAGUUCGUCGAGGAGACGUUCCGCGUGGUCAACCUGCGCCCGACGGCGGCCGCAGCACACCCGGCAUCGGCCGCCGCCCAACCGGCGCCCCGCGAGAAGGCGGCCAAGCCGAAGCGAGGUAAUAAGGGCCACCAUCACCCGACCGGACUGGUGACCAAGCUCGGGGGCACCGUGGUCAAGGAGGGCGUCACCACCGUCCACGAGACCAGCGUGAUCGGCACCUACAUUUCAGGAAAGUAUGCGCAGGUCCUACAAAGCACGUCUCAUGUCAUUCAAGGUAACCAAGGUGGAGCGGCAGCGGCGGCGGCUCAGGCGGCCGGCGGCGCCGAAAAUCGGCGCGUCAAGCUGAACCCCAGCUCGACGCUGCGCAUUCUCAAGACGGCGGCGCCGGCGCUGAACAAGACGCCGCGCUACAACCCGGAGGCGGCCUCGAUCAUAACGCCGUCGCCGGCGACGCACGCCACCCUCGAGGACACCGGGCUGCCGCUGGAGAACCUGUUCGCCAGCCAGCCCAGCUCGAGCCUGGUGCGGCCGUCGCGCCGCCUCCCGGGUAGCGCCAGCGGCAACUUCAAGAACCGCCUCAAGAACCGCAUCACCAAGGACGAGAACGAGCAGCAGCAGGAGCAGGCCGAGCAGGAGCCGAGCACGCCGCAGGCCACCGUCACCCCGCAGCCCGCCCCCGCCUACGGCAAGAAGCCCGCCGGCAGCCGCUACCGCAACACGCAGAUCGUAAAGCCCGUCGCCAAGAAUCAGAGAUAUAAUCGUUAUUCUACAUCUAGUGUGGAGUUGGCUACGGUGUCCGUUUUUAGUGAGCCAAGCACCACGACCCCGGGCUAUCAGAACCGGCGCAAUAAAUCCUCACGUAACGGUUUCAAACCAACAUCAUCCCACAGCGCGCAACAGACGGCCGCGGUGCCGCAGCAACCCGCGUCCGACCGGCGAUCGUUCAAGCCCCGGCCGCAACCGUCCGCCCCGCAGGAGCAGGAACCGGGCCAGACCACGAGUCUGUACAAGUUCAAGCUGAACCGAUCGCCGGGCCGCUGGCAGUAUAAGUCCCCGGCCAAGCCGACCGUUGCGAUACGGAAGCAGAGUGCGGUAAAGCCGGUCGGUGCCGGCACGGGCAAGGAUCAGGUACUGGAAAAUCUUACCGCCGCACCGCUUUCCGACACCUCCGUACAGUCUAAUGAUAUUGCGCAGUCACUGCCGGACCACGCGGAGAAGGUGGACACGGACACGGACCUGGACCAGUCCGGCUCGGUGCACGGGAAUGUGCUGAACGACGCCGAGAACGACAACCAGAUCGAGCGCCGCUACCCGAUCGAGACGCUGAAGGUGGAAAUUUCGACGCCGGCCGACUUCCGGGACACGUACUACGAGAUUGCGACUAUCAAGUCGCCCUACACUUUCCAGGUUGGAACGGUCAAGAACACGCGGUACAUCACCGUCACGUCAACAAUCGAGAAGGUACUCGAACAGGAAACGGCCACCAUUACGCCCUCGCUGACGGAACCACUGACGGAGAAUAUCCUCGCCACUACGACGCACAUCGACAAGGAAAGUAAUUUACUUGACUCCAGCAUUGCCACGCUGCCACCUAUCUCGCUUGGACCCGAUACGGAGACACCUCCACUGGAAACCCUUACGGAAACGUUCAGCACCACUCAGGCUAUGCUGAAGACGCACAUUCUGCCAGUGAUCCACGAAGGCGAUACGACUUCCUACACGCUUAUCCAAACGUACCACGUGACACGUCUGGUAACUGCCACCAAGACGCUCCCUCCGAUGGAACUGUACCACUUUGUACCUUCGCGCACUCUGAACGAGUUCAACAGUCGGCUGGAUGAGGCUGGUUCCGAGUUGCACCUCGAGCUGGAGUUCGGUGAUGAUAACGAGAACGAGGACGACGACAAGCCGAAGCGCGAGCGACUACCCUCGGACCUGGACCUCUCUAGCAUCGGUUCGGACUUUGACCUAUCGGAGGUGGACAAGACGAACAUCCCGGAGAACAUCCGGCCGAAGAAGAAGAUCACUGGCAGCAACAAGGACAACCGAGUCACCACGGAAGCUCCCGUCACGACACCCGCCCUAACGCCGGAGCAGCUCCAACAGCUGGCCCUUCUCCGCUUGCUCAACCCGGCUGCCGCCGCCCAGAUUCCCUCGGUCAUCACCUCCUCCAAGCCGGUCUACAAACUGGAGACGGUUUACGAAUCGCACGUCCUCCCGAUCAUCAACGGACACAACACGAUCCUCAGCACCAUCUCGCGCCCGAUCGGAACGAUCACCAAGACGAACUACGAGAUCGUCACCACGACCCUUCCCUCGCUCCCACUCCCGCCCAUCCCGCAGCUCAACCCCCUGCUUCUCCAACAGCAACAGCAACAACAACAGCAGCAGCAGCAGCUCCAGAUCCAGUCCACACCCGUCGUCACGCAGACGAUCGUCACCGAGACGAACAGCAAGGUGCUGAAGCUGACGUUCGGCGCCAAGACGGCCUACACCACGCUCUACUCGACCACGGUCGUGCCGACGGUGCUCACCACCUACCUGACGCAGUCGGUGUCUGUGCAGCCGACGGCGGCCGCCUUCCCCGGCUACUUCCCCAAUCCCUACGCUCCCUUCCCGUUCGUGGGAUAG
This is a messenger RNA of Anopheles coustani, 3858 nucleotides long. Its product is annotated as proteoglycan 4. The coding region runs from base 1 to 3858 and encodes 1285 amino acids. The record is from RefSeq and is a predicted model, not a curated record. Lineage: Eukaryota; Metazoa; Arthropoda; Insecta; Diptera; Culicidae. The transcript is spliced from 5 exons.